Messenger RNA from Ilex paraguariensis (yerba mate), 1275 nucleotides. Lineage: Eukaryota; Viridiplantae; Streptophyta; Magnoliopsida; Aquifoliales; Aquifoliaceae. The record is from the annotation of a GenBank genome assembly.
AUGCUCUGUACUGAUGGAGUUGAGAUGAUGAAGAAUCUGCUGAAGAUGGAUGUAUCAAAUCCUGAACGUGGACAUGUUAUUGAGAUUAGUAGAGAUAUGCCAGUCCUGGAGAAGGGGUCUGGUGGGAGUAAAAUUUGUGGGGGAGCACCAUGUGGAUUCUCAGAUGCCAAGUCCAGUUCUAAGGAUGCAAAAGAACGUUCAACAUCCAUGAGGAAACUUCUUAUCGCAGUUGUACUCUGCAUCCUGUUUAUGAGUGUAGAAGUUGCUGGAGGUAUUAAAGCCAACAGUCUUGCAAUUUUGACUGAUGCUGCCCAUUUGUUAUCAGAUGUUGCAGCUUUUGCGAUCUCUUUGUUCUCCCUGUGGGCAUCAGGAUGGGAAGCUACUCCACGUCAAUCUUAUGGUUUUUUCAGGAUUGAGAUACUCGGGGCAUUGGUUUCCAUCCAGAUGAUAUGGCUUCUUGCUGGAAUCCUCGUUUAUGAAGCCAUUGCUAGACUGAUCAACGGUACAGGUGAAGUUCAGGGCUUUCUUAUGUUUUUGGUUUCUGCUUUUGGUUUGGUGGUUAAUGUGGUCAUGGCUCUCUUGCUGGGCCACGAUCAUGGUCAUGGCCAUGGCCAUGGUCACGAUCAUGGACAUGAUGGGCAUGAGCAUGGCCAAGAUGGUCAUGAUCAUAGCCAUGAAGAUGAUGAUGAUGUAAUGCACAGCCAAGAUGUAACCAUCACUACGCAUCAUCACCAUCAUGUGGGACACUCUAAACAUGAAGGGCACCACGAUGCAGAUAUCAUUGAUCCACUUCUAGGUGGAAGUCUUCCUAAAGGUGGAGUUAAACAGAAGAAGCAUAGGAAUAUAAAUAUCCAGGGGGCUUAUCUUCAUGUCUUAGGGGAUUCCAUUCAAAGCAUCGGGGUGAUGAUUGGUGGGGCUAUUAUAUGGUAUAAACCUGAUUGGAAGAUCAUUGAUUUGAUAUGCACACUGAUCUUUUCUGUUAUUGUGCUUGGCACAACUAUCAAGAUGCUACGGAAUAUUUUGGAGGUUCUGAUGGAGAGCACACCUCGAGAGAUUGAUGCAACAAGGCUGGAAAAGGGUCUCUGUGAGAUGGACGAUGUAAUUGCAAUUCACGAAUUGCAUAUAUGGGCAAUUACUGUAGGAAAAGUAUUAUUAGCUUGCCAUGUCAAAAUUAAACCCGAGGCUGAUGCUGACUUGGUGCUGGACAAGGUCAUUGAGUAUAUCAGGACUGAAUACAACAUAAGUCACAUAACUAUUCAGAUAGAAAGAGAGUAG